Molecule: messenger RNA, 4120 nt
Organism: Neoarius graeffei (lesser salmon catfish)
Lineage: Eukaryota; Metazoa; Chordata; Actinopteri; Siluriformes; Ariidae
Gene: ces2b
Product: carboxylesterase 2b
Exons: 26
Coding region: 317-3694 (1125 amino acids)
Source: RefSeq, a predicted model, not a curated record
AACUUUCAUAUAUUCUAUAUUCAUUACACAUAAAGUGAAAUAUUUCAGGCUCUUUUUUUUCUGGAGGGGUAGCAACGGUAGCAUUUGCACCCGGGACUGGUGUGGAGAGGGGCCCCAAAAAAUAAGAUAAAGUAAAAAAUAAAGAGUUCUCUCUGUUCCUGAAUGUCUGUGAGCAAAGGAGAGCCUGAACGUUGCAACCUCCCUAUUGGCUGUUUAUUGGUUGUUUGUAAAAAUGUAUCAAUUGUCCUUCCCACGGGAAUCAUCGCGGGCUCGAGAGACGAGACCUGACGAGUUAGUUCGUUGGUAGCAGAACAAAAUGUCUGGACACAAAUCGGGUUUUCAGAAAAGGAAAGAAAAUAAACGGAGGGUCGAAAAUACAAAAAAGGAGGCAGAAAAUGCAAAACGAGUUUUAAGAGAUCAGAUCAAGUGCACUGGAGCUGAUCCUGCAGCUAUGGCGACAUUCACUGUACUUCUCUGGAGUUUAUUAGGAGUGAAUAUUAUCAUCUCAGCCACAGCCAAAGAUGGCCCAGUUGUGCAGACUAAAUAUGGAGCUCUAAAAGGUGAGUACAUGAAAGCUAAAGGGAAGGACACACUCAUCCACAGCUAUCUGGGUGUGCCGUUUGCCAAGCCACCAGUGGGACAUUUGAGACUCUCUGCCCCACAACCUCCAGAAAAAUGGCAAGGAGUGAGAGACGCCACAAAACAGCCAUACAUGUGUGUGCAAAACAGGGAAAUGGGCAUUCAUUUUUUAAAAAAUGUUUCCAUAAAUGUGGAACUUCCUGAAAUGUCAGAGGACUGUCUUUACCUCAACAUUUACACACCUGCUAAACCAAGUGAAGAAGCCAAACUACCUGUUAUGGCUUGGAUCCAUGGUGGAGGCUUUUCCUUUGGCUCAGGGUCCAUGUAUGAUGGACAUGUACUGGCAGCCUAUCAGAAUGUUGUUGUAGUGCUAAUCCAGUACAGGGUUGGUUUACUUGGAUUUUUCAGCACAGGGGAUGAACAUGCACCAGGAAACUACGGCCUCCUGGAUCAGGUGGCAGCUCUUCAGUGGGUUCAGGAGAACAUCCACAGCUUUGGAGGUGAUCCUGGAUUAGUCACCAUCUUUGGAGAGUCUGCAGGAGGAAUCAGUGUGUCUUGCCAUAUAUUGUCGCCAUUGUCUACUGGUCUCUUUCGGUACGCCAUAGCACAGAGUGGCACUGCUAUGAUGGAUUUUCUCGUUACUACUAAUCCUUUACCAGUUGCUCAGUAUGUGGCUAAUGCAUCUGGCUGUGACAUUUCCAGCACAAAGCAGAUGGUUGAUUGUGUUAUGCAGUUGUCAGAGGAGGAUCUUUUGAUGACUGCCAAAAAUGAUCCCCUGUUCUUUGUUGUGACAGUAGAUGGCCGAUUCCUUCCUAAACCUGUGGAUGAACUUCUGCAGGACAGAGAAUUCAGCAAAGUGCCAUUUAUUACAGGGAUAACUGAGGAGGAAAUAGGCUUUGGAUUAAUGAGCUUCCUUGCUCCUACAGGAUGGACUGAAGGACUGGACAGAGAGGAUGUUAUGUCACUGAUGCCUUUCUUAUUUCCUAAUCCUAGUGAUAAAUGGCUUCAUGAAAUAGUGAUGCAUGAGUACCUGGGAACCACGCACGAUCGAGUUAAAAUCCGAGAGGGUUUCAGAGAGAUGUAUGGAGACGUUUGGUUUAAUAUUCCUGCUCUUAAAGUAGCAAAACAUCACAAAGAAUCUGGAGCACCAGUUUACAUGUAUGAAUUCCAGCACACUUUCAAUGAGCUCCAGAAAAAGAGGCCGAGCUUUCUAGGAAGUGAGCAUGCAGAUGAUCUCGGCUUUGUUUUUGGUGCAUGUUUUUUAAAUGGUCACCUCAAGAUAGAUGGUCAGUUCACAGAGGAAGAAAAUAAACUAUGUAGAACUGUAAUGGCCUACUGGGGGAACUUUGCUCGCACUGGGUCUCCGAAUGGACCAGGUCUAACCCCAUGGCCGGAGUUUGGAGCUGAAGCUGAGUAUCUGGGCAUUGGCCUGGAGCAGAAGCCUGGAAAGAACUUGAAGCAAAAGCACUAUGAAUUUAUAGCCCAGACUCUACCAUGGUUAAGGCGUGAGAAAAAAGAUGGCCCAGUUGUGCAGACUAAAUAUGGAGCUCUAAAAGGUGAGCCUGUGAUAGCUAUAGGGAAGAGCACAGUUGUCUACAGCUACUUGGGUGUGCCAUUCGCAAAGCCACCAGUGGGACCUUUAAGAUUCACUGCACCCCAACCUGCAGAACAAUGGGAAGGAGUAAGAGAUGCCACAAAACAGCCAUACAUGUGUAUACAAAACAGGGACUUCAUUUUUGAGCUCUGUAGCAGUUUCUCAAUGAUUAUGGAAAUUCCAGAAGUGUCAGAAGACUGUCUGUACCUUAAUAUCUACACUCCAGCAAAACCUGGUGACAAUGCCAAACUACCUGUCAUGGUUUGGAUUCAUGGCGGAGGACUGAGCAUCGGUUCCGCAUCAAUCUUCGAUGGAUCAGUUUUGUCUGCCUACCAGAAUGUAGUUGUUGUACUUAUCCAGUACAGGCUGGGUCUAUUCGGAUUCUUCAGUACAGGGGAUGAACAUGCACCAGGAAACUACGGCCUUUUGGAUCAGGUGGCGGCUCUUCAGUGGGUUCAAGAAAACAUCCACAACUUUGGAGGUGAUCCUGGAUCGGUCACCAUUUUCGGAGAAUCUGCAGGAGGAAUCAGUGUGUCUAUGCUGCUUCUCUCGCCACUGUCGACUGGACUGUUCCAUCGUGCAAUUGCAGAAAGUGGCACUGCAACAAUGAAAGGCAUUGUGGGAAAUCCUUUACCAACAGCCCAGCUAGUGGCUAACAUCUCGGGUUGUGACUUCGGUAGCACACAAAAAAUUGUUGAGUGCGUUAAGCACUGGCCGAAAGAGGAUGUGAUAACACUUUCAAAAGAGAACAUGUUUCUACAAUUUGUAGUGACAGUAGAUAAGACAUUUCUUCCCAAGCCUGUGGAGGAACUCCUUGAGAACCAGGAGUUCCAUAAAAUACCGCUCAUGACUGGUGUGACCAAUGAUGAAUUUGGUUGGUUGCUGCCUCAUUACCUUGCACCUUCAGGGUGGAGCGAUGGUAUGGAUAAAGAGCAAGUACUUUCAGCAAUGGCUGCUUUUAAUCCUGAAUCCGAUUCUGAGUGGAUUAGUGAACUGAUGCUAGAGGAGUACCUGGGCUCUUCUGCAGACCCAGUCAAACUUCGUGAUGGUUACAGAGAGAUAAUGGGAGAUGUGAUUUUUAACAUUCCAGCUCUGUCACUGGCUAAAGCCCAUAAAGCUGCUGGUGCUUCAGUUUAUCUGUACGAGUUCGAGCACCCACCCAGCAUUUUACAGGCUACCAGGCCCAGCUUUGUGAGAAGUGAUCAUGGAGAUGAUAUUCCAUUUGUUUUUGGCUUGUGCUUUGCGAAUGCCCACAUCAAGAUAAAUGCCUCAUUCACAAAGCAAGAAAACGAACUGUGUAGGACUGUGAUGGCCUACUGGGGGAACUUUGCUCGCACUGGGUCUCCAAAUGGACCAGGCCUGACACCAUGGCCCGAGUUUGGAGCUGAAGUGGAGUAUCUGGGCAUCGGCCUGGAGCAGAAGCCUGGUAAGAACCUGAAGGCUGAACGUUACAUCUUUAUGACUGAGAAGCUUCCAAAGUUGAUAGCUGCAGCUCAGAAGAGGGAGCAUGCUGAGCUAUAGAUUCUUUAUAUAAUCUGUCUCUCAAGGGUUCUUUGGUUUAUCCCUGUAUCCAUAUACAUUUAGAACCUGUUAAUUUUACCAUUUUAUUAAAAAAAGACAGUUGUGUAUUUUAAGUGUUAUUUGUCUGGAAAUGGAUUGUCUUUAUUAGCUACAGAUCAAAAGAUCUCACACCACGAUUCAGAAAGAUUAGGGAUAUGCAAAUGGCAUCAUAGGUUUCUGAAACUGAUGAACUGAUCAAACUCUGAACUGAAAGAUUGUGUAAACUAAUAAAAAAAAUCUUACAGACAGAGGCAGGAUUACGUUUGACUCUAAUUUAUUGGGAAGAGAUGAACAUGUAAGCUUCAAAGCUCCCUGAAGUCAUGUGAUGGUGUGUACACUUGCUUUUCAGAAAAUCAAUUUGAUGAAUAAACUCGACUUGAAACAGUU